Messenger RNA from Pocillopora meandrina, 12136 nucleotides. The record is from the annotation of a GenBank genome assembly. NCBI's taxonomy places the organism in Eukaryota, Metazoa, Cnidaria, Anthozoa, Scleractinia, Pocilloporidae.
CUAAGCUAAUUCUGCCAACAUGCAUGUCUUAAUACAAUGUAAAUAGCAUACAGAACACAAUUUUGCUCCGAUUUUAUCAUGAUUAUCAGAAAAAGGAGAGUUUUUGCCGUUGCUUUGAUAGUGAUAUGGCUUUUAGGAAUACUGUAUUUCACAUCGGAUUCGGGGUUAUUACGGAGCGAGCCGCCAAAGGUACUGUAAGAAUUCGUAUUGUUCCUUGGUUUGUGCGAGGUUGUGUAUUUUAAAAUGUUUGUGCUACUAUAAGAUAACGUUCUUUAACCAAUCCAUGGAAAUGCAUUGCCCCUUGAAAUGGUUUUGAUAACGGGAAGAGGUGAUAGCUCUCUUUGGAGGUAUUAUUAGCCAAUGAGAAUCAUCAUCAAUUGAACAAUGAGUAACCGAGGAGAUCUUCUUAAAUGACAAAGAUAUCCAUUGAAUUUUAUCAUUUUCAUUUUCCCAUCUCAGUGGGAAAGCUGUUAGGAUUCUAUAAAUUAUUGACUGUUUUUCUUUAAGAUACUUCAUUCCUCUCUAGAACCUACAAUUUUUUUCUAUUUCUGAGGACAGAUUUUAUUUGUACGAAUCGUCGAUUGAACUUGAAAGGGGAUAAAUUAUAUUUGCAAAGUAUAAUGAUGGCGAACAAAAUUUUGGAAAAUUUCUGAGAAACCUCACAAAACGAAUUCGUACCAUCAGAUGCUCACAGUGUAAAUAAAUAACACUCUGACUGGUGCCUUCAGGCAAAGUCCUCUCCCACCAACCGAUAAAAUAAUGUUUGCAUAUUACUCCAAUUUGGAAAGACUAAAAUAAAAUGGAACAAUUUAUUAUAAUAGAUUCAGACUGUAGAAUAAAACUGCUACUGAAAUCCCCGAUGAAAUUUGAGGUGAAUCAUUCUAACUAUUCAAUUUAAUGCCAAGAAGGAAAUUACCACUCAUUUCCUACUAAAAACAACUUUUGUUUCAGAUCUACCCACAAUUAAAUAGAAAUAUCCCUGUAACAACACAUAUCCUAAGCAAUGAAAAUACUGUAUGUAUAUCCAAAUUGUAAUAGAUCAAAAACCUAUCAUUUACUGCAUCAGUAAACCUCUGGUUAUUUUAUGAAAGUGAUAGACUGCACACUCUGUUACUUUACAGCAUAAUAACCUAUACAGGAUGUUAGGAGAACACAAGAAGAGUUUUUAAAACACUUGUUUCCAUCUUGUCAUUUACCAACUUUUCUUGUGUUCUGAGUCACAACACCCUGCAUGGGUUAUUAUGCCAGUAGAGCAAUAGAAAGUGUGGACUAUUUGCUUAUUAUAACAGUUCCAAUGAAAAUUGCAUCCUAGAUUCUUGGUAGGUCAUUACUAACAUAAUCAUCAUUAUUGUCAUCUUCAUCACCAUUGGUUUUAUUAUCCUUGUCAUUAACAUUAUUGUUGUUACUAUUUUCAAGAUUCUCAUUAAAUUUUUUUGUAAUUGUCAGACAUACUGUAGUUCAAGAGUAAUUUUGCACCUGCAUGUAUAAGACAGCUUAUGUACAGAGUUUAACUGAUUCACAAUGAUAUACUUUCUGAUGUUUUACUGUAUAUGUGAACAGUGCUAUUUAUUGAGAUUUUUUCACUUCAUUUCACUUCAUUUUACUUGGAUUUUCUCAAAAAGUUCUAAAAUUUCCAGAAAUGGCAAAGGGUGUCCAAUUUGUGACUUCCAAAGGUUGAUACUUAAAAAAGCAUAUGAUAUACAUGUACAUACAGUAAAUUAGGAAUUAUAAAACAAAUGAAACAGGAAACCAUGUAAUGCAUAAUUGUUUUUCUUUAUCUUCAUCUGUCAAUAUGAUGUUGAUGACCUUUUCUGGAUUAACCUGGCUACUUAAAGAAACUUCCUCUCAAUGCAUCAGUUCAAUAAUAUUCUGGGAGGUGUCAAGACUUCCUCAAAAUUAAAUAGAGGAUAUUUCAUGGCCAUGUAGAGACACAAAAUUUCUCUUUGAGUGCUGACAAAUAUUUCACAAGUGAGAGCAGGGAAAGAGUGAAGUGUUUUUUCAACAUUAGAAGAGAAAUUUUGUAUCUCCAAGUGACCAUGUAAUGUUGUAUUUAUUAUAUAAACACCUGUCCAAUGUAAAACCAAACCAUCUAACUUUUGCAGCAAAAGGAGUGAUUUAUUAUAUAAUCAUUGUCAGUAACAAUUUCAGGAAUGCCUCUGGGGCAAUAGAAGUUUAUUAUCCCAAAGUCACAAUCACAAAUUUCCUUACUAGUAGUUAACUUGUGGGAGUAAAUGGGGUGAAAGAUAAACUUAAAAUUCCUAAGUUUUGAUCAUGACUUCUGACUCUUUUCCUGUGAAAUUGACUUUAAUAAAUGUUUUGUUUUUCCUUUUUUAUCUUAAAUAUUUAAUCCACAGUAUAUUCACAAGGAAGUAGGAGUGGAAAGACCAGCCUUUGAUGAAGAGGCUUAUCUGAAAGGUGGAGCACUGAAGGAUGGAGAAGAUAAAUAUAAUAGGAAUCAAUUUAAUCAAGCCGCAAGUGAUGCUAUUGGGGGAGAUAGAACAGUUCCAGAUACUAGACAUUCACAGUAAGUGAAUAAUGACCUAAGUAAGGACUUAUUGCCUUUUACCAGGAGAAUUUUUUUCUCAGAAUCAGUUUUCAUGUCAUUUAGCCAGAAAGGUUGAACAAGUCCUUUUCAUUUAGGCAGCUUUCAGCUGGAACAUUUUGAACUUGGUUUUAACAAAACUGUGAUUUUCUCUCCUAUGCAAAUUUAUCCUAAAAAUUCCACGGACUCUUGUGAAACAACUCUUCCUAUUCCACUCUGAAUUAGCAUUUUGAUUGGUCAAAAACUUGGUUACAUAUAAAUGUUGUAAUGAUAGUUGUUUCGGUUGAAUCUGUGAUAAUGCAGGAAGUGAUAUAUUUGGUUUCAAAUCCCUCUGUUAAAAAUAGACUCAAUCUCCAGUAUAAUUUUGAGAAUCAGGCUGGCAACUUCCCUUAUCUUUUCAUUAGUUUUGGAUUUUCAUCAUCAUAUCUAACUUUGUAAUAUAACUGAUAUUUUUACCAAAUACAUGCAAACUUGGCAGUGAGACUUAAUGUGACUGAACAAUAUAAUGAUUGGUGAAUCAUUUGAGGCUUAACUUAUUUAGACCUUAAGUUUACACUAAGCAGUGGAAGUGACUGCACAAACAUGUAUAUACAGUUUAUUAUGAUUUGCAGUUCUUGGUCUUGCUAGUCAGUGGAUUGAUUUUCUCUAUACAGUUCUUUUCCUUUAACCAAAAUUUUCUUAUUUGAUCAUUGUCCCUUGAACUCCCAUGAGUGACGAAGACAGAAUUUCUCCUUACAAUAUCAAUACAAUAUCAAACAGAUAAGUGAUGAGAAUAAAGAAAAAUAUAAAUUUGGGGAUAAUUAGUUGACUCAAUACUUAAAUUCUCUAAAAUAACAUGAGAAGAAUUGUAUGGUUGACAGAAAGGAGAAAUACAAAUUUGAUCUGGGAGUUAAAUGGUUAAAGCAGUGAAUUACAGCUACAAUGUACAUACACUGUACAUGACUGUAUAAAAUGUGAAAGCUACUGACAUUUUUGACUCUGUGCAUGUGGUGUUAAAAGUAGUGGAGCCAAAUCGUUUUUACUAAUUAUCACUAUUCCAUAUUAUAAUGUACAUGUACAAUUCAUUUCUAAUUUGCUUUUAAUUUUGUUUUCAUUUCAGAUGUAGAUAUAAAGAAUAUUCUAAAGAACUACCUGCAACAACUGUUAUAAUAACAUUUCACAAUGAGGGAAGAUCAACCCUUCUUAGAACUGUUAAAAGGUGAGGUUUUUUAAUCAUAAAUAAAACAAAUUACAGUAAUACAUACAUGUGUGUAUUACAAGGUGUGUCUAUAAGGGAGGUACACCAAGCUAUUCCAGCUGAGAACACCAUCAACAGAACUAUAGUGUACAUGUAAAAACACAACACAUGUUUUGUAUUAUGACUGGGUGGAUGUGUCCCAUGGGAAAAUAUUUGGUUAGAGGUCAUGUGCAGACCAAGUGCAGUGAAGUUUGUACAUGUAGAUCACCACUGCUAGCCAAGUAUUUUUCUUUUGGCCCUGACCUAACUCAGUCAAUAAGCAUUUAAGGAAUGACAACCAAUCUUUCUCUUUCCUGUCUUGUAUGACCCCUCAGUUUUUUGCCACCCUACACAUACUUGCCCCAUUUUCAGUGUAGAACCCUAACAGGGUUUCUGAUAAAGCACAAAUGAUGCUGCUUCAUACAAAAAAUAGAGAAAAAUACAGUUACAUGGCCACACAGAGAUAUGGAAUUUCUCUUUGAGUGUUCAAGUGGAUAUUUCAUGAGUGUCAGCACAGCAAACAAGUGAGAUACAUUGGUGUCACAAGUGGAACUCACAAAAAGAAAUUCUAUAUCUAUACUGUACAAGCAACUAUUAUUUUGUUUAUCAUAUAAACACCAUUAGCCUUAACUGACUUCAAAUAUUCAACGAUCUACCUUAGAAUUAUUAAUGCUUUGUCAUUCCUUUGUCAACCUGACCUAGUGGCGCAAAAGGCAGCAGCUUAUAGGCAAUAUCAAACACACUUAAAAAAAAUACCUUAAUUUUACACCUGUGCAAUUAUGGCUAUUCUCAGGGCUGGAAAUCCUUGUAAAAAGCACAAUUUAGAUUAAUAAUAAAAAGUAAUAACAAACCCCAACUGGUAGAGGUAAACCAGUUGGCUGUUUACAAAGGUGGAUGAGGAGCUGAAACUGGCAGUCCAGCUGGAAAAAAAAAUAGCCAAUGUUUGGAAAGCAGGACUGGAAACCAGAAUGAGCAGACAGUCCAUUUAGCAUUGAGGUUGUAACUGAGCUAAACAUAGAUCAAGAAUAUGGGGAAAUUACUUGAUAGGAUUUAUUAGAAUUCAGUUUUUUUUUUUUUUUUUCCAUUUCGUUUCAGUAUAUUAAAUAAGAGUCCACCGAGUCUCAUCACAGAAAUAAUAUUAGUAGAUGACUUCAGUGACAAUGGUAAGUGGACUAUAAUUAUAUAAAAGUUCCCUGACUACAAAAGCUGACAUGCACUGUAGAAGCAAUGUAAAGAAAUUUGUUUUGGUUAGAACUUUGAAUAGUGUCUAAAAUUGUUAUCAUGCAUGAUCAUAUGCCAGUAGUAUUACACUAAAUUGGCUGUCAUAUAUUUUAUUUUCAUCACUAAUUAAUUUUAUUUGCUUUUUUGGCUUACAGUUGAUGAUGGUCAGCUCUUGUUAGGGCUUCCAAAGGUCAAAGUUCUUAGAAAUGACAAAAGAGAAGGUGCACUGAAUUUUAGAUUUUAACCUAUACAUAAAGUGCAAAGCCCAUCCAGUUCUAUUUAACACAUGUACACCUUUUGGACUGAGUCAAGUCUACUGUUUUCAGAGAGAAAAUUGACAAGGCCAAGUCAUGUUUGAUCAAUUGGAUUUGAUGUUUCACACUGGAAAAAGUAUAAAAUCAAAAAUUCAACUCAAUUAAAUCUUACUCUAAAAGUUGUGAAUUUGAAACUAAAUUAGCCAUUCCUUGUUAUAAAAGAUGGGUGAUUUGGAAAGUGGGGAGUAUUUAACUUAACAUGCGGAUCACAAUAAAGAGCAAGUCAACUUGAGUGUUGUGGUCAAUUCUCUUCAGGAAUUAUAAAAUGCUGUUUCUUUAUUCACUAAAAGAAAACCCCAGGGCGUCUUUGUUAACUUACUUGAAUGAGGCUCUGACAUUUUUUUCCAGGGUUAAUACGAUCUCGUGUUAAAGGAGCAAAUGCUGCCACCAGCACUAUAUUAACAUUUCUUGACAGCCACUGUGAGUGUAAUGUUGGCUGGUUAGAGCCUCUAUUACAGAGAAUUGUAGAGGUAAGAAUACAUCUUUUGCUGAGAAUAUAUCGGUGCCUCCUGACCCCGCCCUGCUCCUUGACCCUUAUACUUGAUACGUUCCACUGGCUUUGGAGAUGCUCUUCCACGUACGCCUUGGGUGAAAUUCUCAGUGAAAGGGUUAAAUCCUCUUGACUCGAAUACAACCUGAAUGAGCAAUCAGGAAACGCUGGGAAGACAAAAAGGAUAAUUAGUGUCGCUGCUAUAAUCUUGGUCAAAGCUGAAAGACAUUUUCACUCCUUUGAUAUGUAGGCCUCUUUUAUUCAUAGUGUCGGCUAAACACUCAGUCAGCGAUGAAAAGGAAAAAGAAGUGUGAAAUAAAAUGCUGGUUUUAACGGAAACGGCUACCGCCAAGUUUUUUGGGCGCGUUUUUUUCUCUUUUUCACUGGCUUGAGCUUGGGGUAGAAUAAUGAUACAGUAUAAAUCAUUAAAGAGUGUUUGUGAUUAUUAUUAUAUUAUUGCAAUAUUGAUUACUUUUUUUUCAGUCACGCGGAUUUGGUGUGAGUGUCUUUAUCACUACUCGUUAGCUUCACUUUUUUUUUCUAUCCUUUCCCUUUUUCAGGAUAGAACAGUUGUAGUUAGUCCAAUUAUUGACGUAAUCAACAUGGAUGAUUUUAAUUACCUUGGAGCUUCAGCAGACAUUAAGGGAGGUGAGGUUUCAUCGGCUUAAAAUACAAAUAAUUUUAUACUGUAAUGUGAUGUGACUUCAGAUAUAGAGUGUGUGAUGUGACGUGACGUGAAUUAACUGAACGUUACGUGACGUGACGUAUUUUUGGUGCGAUGUGAGGUGUUAUGGUUGGAUGGAAAGGGAUUAGAGGUGAUAUAACGUGAACUGAGAAACGAGAUUUGACAUAACAUGAAGAUAAAUGGUGUAGUAUGCCAUUACGUGACAGCGAUUGAUCGCAAGUUGUUUAGAGUGUGUAUUCAAUCUGAUUUUUGAAACAAAUGAUGCAUUUUACAUACUUGUCGUAUACUUACAAUUUGGUGCCAUUCCUUCUAAAUUUAUUAACUCAGUAGUUCAUUUAUGACUUUUUUUUUCAGGAUUUGAUUGGAGUCUACAUUUUAAGUGGGACAGCUUAACAACGAAAGAGAAACAAGCGAGAAAAAAAAAUCCAGUGGCACCAAUUAGGUACAUAACAGCACAUGUAAUCCAAGCCAUAAUGUACAUGGCGUUUGUUUGCUGUAUGCAGUCUGCGUGACCUUUGGUUGUGCAAUUUUGUUGCGUUACAUGUGAUGAUAAACGUAUCUGCAUAUAAGACACUUUCCUUUACAGAGCGUCACGUAACGCUCACUUCGAAAUAAGCAGAGAGAGCGGAGUAGUGGUGCGUGACAUUUUAAAGGCCUUCUCUUCUGGAGACUUCAUAUAAAACUUUCUUGUGUAACUGCCACAGCUACCUUGUUUUCUGUGACAUCAAAUGAUAUGAAUUAUUUUUACUCCCCCUGGAUGGGAUGCUAGCUAGCGUGACAUUUCGCCGGUAUCAAUUAUAUUUUUGUUAAUUAGUAUAUUCCACACAGAUGAAUAGUGCUUUUCGUGCGCGCUGAUUGGCUGGUUCGGAAGUAGCAGCCGAUGAGACAAAAUCACGACCAAAAUUUCCGACUAUUUUUCGGUUUAGUUAAAGAAGUAAACUAUUUUUUUUCUUUUCUUUUUGUCUAUCUGCGGUGUAUACUGAAACAAUUAUUCACCUCAGUGUCGGCAGAUAUCUACCCCUAUUCACCUCCACUUCGGUGGAUAAUUGUUAAUUAUUGUGUUGUCUUCAGAACACCGAUGAUAGCUGGUGGCUUAUUUGUGGUGGAGAAAGCCUGGUUCGAGAAAUUAGGGCAGUAUGACGUCAUGAUGGACAUCUGGGGCGGAGAAAACUUUGGUAAGUGGGUCAACUGUUGACUAAAAGUGUAGAUGUAUUUUAAAUAAAAGAGGAAAAGUGGGGAAAAUAACAGUAAAUGCAUCUUACUGUCCAUCGGCUUUAGAGUCUUUCAGGUCUGUGAUAGCAAUAAUGAGAUCGUUUUUUUUUUCGUUUCUGACAGAAAUCUCCUUCAGGACAUGGCAAUGUGGAGGAAGCAUGGAAAUCAUUCCUUGUUCAAGAGUUGGUCACGUGUUCAGAAAAAGACAUCCCUAUUCAUUUCCUGAUGGAAAUGCCAACACUUACAUGAAGUAGGUUAUGGUGGCGCGUUACGUCACACUCUUGCCUUUUAAAGUUCUAUCUUGAAAGUUACUGUGUAAUCCAAAAGGGAUUUUUAACCCUUUACACCCUUAGAUUAAUAUCCAUAUUCUCCACACUUUCCUCUUUACAUUUGCUAUGGUAUUGACAAGGAGAUAUUUCAUUGACAAUCGGGAUCUUUCAGUGAAAGUUUUUCACGCAGGCUAUUCAUGUCUAUGUAGGAAUACCCGCCGAACGGCUGAGGUUUGGAUGGACGAGUACAAGAGAUUCUAUUAUGCUGCACGUCCCAUGGCGCGGAGUGCCAAUUAUGGAAGGUAAAGAAAUUUUGAACAGAAGAGCAGGACAUCAGUUGAUCAGUUAAGAGGUGUAACAACCCACGCGGGUUGAUGGGAGAACACGAGAAAUGUUUGUAAAUCACGAGUGAUUAACAAACUUUUCGAGUGCGGUCUAUUGCUUUGUAAAACAACGAAGGGUUUUACUGGUACGAUAAACGAGAGGUUUUUGACCAAUCAGGAUCCUCGUAGUGUCUCAGUUAUUUUGUAGAAAUUAAAUGCUCGUCUCUGAAUGGAUGAGAUAGAAAAAACUGCGUAUUGGGACGAGAGACUGAAACGCAUUCGAUUUGAACAAACCGGUGAAGGUGCUCCACGUGGCAGUUAGAGAAAAAUAUUAUCCUUGAUUUAAAAGAGGAAAGCCUAUAUUUUCCAUGUAGAAGCUAUUUUAUUGGUUUAUGUGUUACCGUAAAUGAUCGUGUGGUCUGAUCGUCCGGAUGAGGGUAGUCCUGAAAAUAAUGCUGUCGGUAGUGGUGACUGACAUUUCAAAUACCUGAGUGUAAGUCAUCCCCAAAGUCGAAUUUGUAUUUUUUGUUUGUCUGUUUGUUUUCUGUUUUUCUUUUUUUUAUUGCUUGGUGUGAUGUUUUGGUAUGAUUGGUUGUUUUCUUUGGUUGUAGUGUGAAAUCAAGAAAAGAGCUGCGGGAACGUCUAAAAUGCAAGCCAUUCAAGUGGUAUUUGGAGACUGUUUAUCCAGAUCUUCAGUACGUUCGCUUUCUUUACUAACAACCUUGCUAGCUUCUUGGUGUCUCUGAUUAUGUGAUUACGAAUUAACAAUCCUCACGCCUUUGUGCAAUAGCUAACUGACUAUAGUUUCCAUGACACUAUUAAACACCCACUAUUUAGGAUACCCUGCAUAAUACAACUUAUGUAAGCAAAAACAUCUAGCGAAAAAAGGCACCUUGAAAAUAGAAAAUCGUGGCUCAGAAAUUUCCCAAAGUCUUUUACAGUCAUGUAAUGAAGUUUUAAAAGUUGAGGGCGACGCAGCUUUUAGUUGGGAGUGACGCAACCAUACCUCAGGCUAACGGAACUUUACUUGGGAGCCACAGAACUUGGUGCGACCGUGCAAUGGGGCGACGUCAUCUACAUCCACUUUUCGGAGAGUUCUCUAAGCCAGAGCACCACUAAUAAAUCCCGAAUAAAUUUCGACUCUCAACUAUCAAACUCUCCAUUUCUGUUCUUGAUCGUAGAGUCCCUGAUUCAAAGGAUGUGUCCUUCGGGGAGUUGAAGCAAGGCAAGAAAUGUCUGGAUACACUUGGUAGCCAGGCCGGCGGCUCUAUCGGCCUAUUCGAUUGUCACGGACAGGCAGGAAAUCAGGUAUUGCGUUAUUAAAUGGCAGGACGAACACAAACACAUUUGAUAAAAUGAUGCGGAACGUCGCUUGCCUGCAACGAUUCAGUCGAGGAUAAUGAAAUAGCCAAGAGCCUCUUGUCCAUUCGAUUCUUUUAUUUAUUUAUUUUUUGUUGUUGUUGUUGUUUUUUCGUGCUCUAGGAGUGGGCUCUCACUAAAACAAGUUUAGUACGUCACCACGACAUGUGUUUGACGCUCAAAGACUCUUCGCCUGGAAGGCCAGUUGUAAUAGAAGGCUGUCGAGAUACUGACAACGAACAGGUUAGUAAUCCCCACAAUGAUUUUAUGUAGAUCUUCCUGUGAAGACAAACUGAGAACAGUCAGCCCAACCACUGAGUUGGAGGUGAAGAAUGCGAGUCCCAGACCACAUAAGCUCUGGGAAUUGAAAUAACUGAGCCAAAGUUUCCGCUGCACUUGCCACCUGCAUAUAGUUACGCGUUCUACUCAAGUUGGAUAAGGGUAAUAACCGUCGGCACAGUAUUUUCUUCACAAGAUAAAAAGGAAUUAUUUCACUGGCGAGCCUCAGCCCCAAAGAAACACCGUCAAUUUGUUGAUAUUUUUAUGCUAGGUACGCGUAUAAUUAUGUGCCGCUAGGAUGCGCUGUGAACUACACGAGACCUAAAAUGAACUAUUGAUGCAUUCGUCAGCGCGCGUUCAUCGAGAUAUACACCACGCGGAAAGAUUGAAGAUCGCUGAAGAUGCUUAACUAGGAGUUUCUCGGGGCGUAGAGAGCAGCUAUCGCUUCUUGGAACCACUGGUUUAUGACGUCGUUGACGUGUUAGUUUAAAUGUUGUUCAAAGAGAAUUCCAUCUGCUACACUUAAAUGUGUAAACGCUCGCAAUCAGUGCGCACACUGAGAAUGAAAGGUAUGCUCGCGCCAUUGAACUUCAAAAGAAAAGUUAUCAACUUUAUUGAAAAAUGACGUGAUUAUUUUGUCAAUUAGAUGUGGGAACACACCCCUAAACGCACUCUGCGCCACAGACAGUCUGGCUUGUGCCUGGACAGCAAAGACGUCAAGAGUGGUCAACACGUGACCGUAGAUAACUGUGACAUCGACAAGUAUUCCCAAAUAUGGCAAUUCUCUCUUAACAUGAACAAUUAAUUCUAAUUUCUUUCUAUGAAGUAAUUUUUUUUACGACUAAAAAACAAAAUAGUAGACAGCAGUAAAUAUUUUAUAGUAUCUGACUUCUAAUAAUUUUGUACAAGAGUAAAAAAAAAAAUAGUCUGCCAAUUUUACUUUGAUUCCAGACACUUUUGAUUAUUAACAACUAUUCACCGAAGUCGAAAUGGAUAUUACUUAGUUGCGAAGCGGUGAAGUUAAAAUCCACCGCAAGCCACUGACAUAAUAUACUAAAACAGUGAGAUAAAAUGGCACAAAAAGAAGAUUUGAACUCAUUUAUUCGUGCGACGAUUACAAUAUUUUCGGGCGCAAAUCCUGCGCUAUUGCUCGGAGGUGAAGAGGAAGGGAUAUUUGGAUUUUGAGUAGCCAAUCAGAACGUGCCUUUAUCGCUAUCCUCUGUUUUAGUAAUAUACUAACAAAGUAUAGUAUAUACUAACAAUUGCAAUGGCAUAAAGUACUUUUCUUAAACUUCUAGAACACGUGCGAUGACGUUCUGGCAAGUUUUGAGACGGUAAUCGUAGGAACCCCAUGCGCUUAACGUGAUUUGGUUAAAUAUCUUGACAUUGUCCGUGGGUUGCCACAGAGAUUGACCGAUAAAAUCAUACCUGCUAGGGCUUGGGUUUUCAUUCUUAGUUUUAUAUUUUUUUUUUUUUUACGUCACUGAUUUGUAUAUACAGCUCAAUCUUAACCAUUCGGUGAACUUCAAUUAAUCAAUCAAGUUUUCAACAGUGUUGCUUAGGUUACGUCAGCUUCCGAAAGCAUUUGCAUCAAUCUCCUCGAAGUUUUUUUUCCAUUAUUAGAAAAAUGUAUUGAACAAGAGAUAGAAUAACAAUUAACGGCUAAAAUUGAUGGUAACAAGAUUGAAUUGAGUACAAACCAGGGAGUAUUUAGGCGAAUAAUUUCAAAUCGGCCGAGCGCGAUUUGAAAUUAGCCUGCUGACUGGCAAGCUAGUCAGACAUCUUCAGUACAUCCAGUUUUUGUUUUCAAGCUGGCCCUGAGAGCUGGAAAGAUAGAACAGCCACACUGCAGAGACAAACUUCGUUCUAAUUCAUAUACUGCAGAGACAAACUUCGUUCUAAUUCAUAUACUUUAGAGAUGAAUAUCGUUUGAACUUGACAGGAAGGAUAGAGUAAAAACCUUGCCCUCCCUUUCCUAGCAAAAACUUUGGGAAUAUGAAACUUGAGCUUUUUCAUAAACACAAACAUCAGCUAAUUUAAACAAACGAGCGUGCAUGACUAUUUAUCUAUCCAUUUUGCAAUGUGAAUAGGUAGCGAAUAAUUCCUAUAGAAUAAAAUUUAGUGUACAGUUCAAUUUGAUCAAUGCUCGUAUCACCGUUGUGUUAUUAGGACGUUUUACAAAUAGGGAAUUGGGUACUGAGAUGUAAAGCAAUAAAGGUUUUUAUA